This is a messenger RNA of Didymodactylos carnosus, 516 nucleotides long. NCBI's taxonomy places the organism in Eukaryota, Metazoa, Rotifera, Eurotatoria, Philodinida, Philodinidae. The record is from the annotation of a GenBank genome assembly.
AUGAAUCAGCAAGAACUCAUAUUAGAAAGUUUAAAACAAUAUUAUGUUGAUGUUGAACGGGAUGAAUGGAAAUUAGAUACAUUAUUUGAUCUUUAUGAAACACUAGCAAUAGCACAAGUAAUAAUAUUUUGUAAUACUCGACAAAAAACCGAAUGGCUACGAGAAAAAAUGCAUGAUCGUGGAUUUCCUGCAUCACUAAUACAUGGUGAGAUGGAUUCAAAAGAACAUGAUCUCAAUAUGAAGGAAUUUCGAACGGGUACAACACGCGUCUUAGUAAUCACAGGUUUACCGUCGUGUAGUAUCGACGUAGGACAAUUACCUUUAACUAUUAAUUAUGAAUUGCCAUCUGAUAAUGAAAGUUAUGUUGCACGUAUUGGCCGCAGUGGAAAAUUUGGACGUAAAGGUGUUAUAAUUAAUUUUGUCACAAAGGAAGAUCAUCAAAGACUUAAGGAUAUCGAACAACUGCAUAGUAUACACAUUGAAGAACUGCCGAUGAACAUCUCAGAUCUACUUUGA